GCAGCAGCAGAGCACUUGAUACCCAUGAUACCUGUUCCGAGGCGGAUGCUUGAGCUCGGCAAACUGCUCGACAGUCGUCUCAGUCUGUCGACGGAAUCCCAAGCUCUCCCAUCCGACAUCCGCCUCUUCCGUAUCUAUAUUCGAUCCAUUCCCCAUUUCCCCACCGACACAUUUCUGUUGAACCCUUUUUCAAAUUCUUUAAGGGCCGCGGCUUUGACACUCGUCCAUUCUUUUUUAUUUCGGGACCUCCUUUUUUGUGCAGUUUGUUUCCGUCACGUUUCAAAAAAGUUUAAAUAAAAAGUUGCCUCCAGCGCCAUGGCCUGUAAUUCAUCGGGACCGGAAGUUUUAGUGAUCCUUGUGUACUGACGACAUUCAAUAGAUCCCCUCCAGUCAAAGUGUGAACAAGAACUCGAAUAGUCGUGUCUGGUGGGAGAACCAAAAAUCCCUUGCCUCUUCAAAUCCGACGAACGGAGGAGCCAACACACUAAAAAAGGGAAACGAGACGGGCAGACACAACAAACACUGUGACGGAGAAAGAUCCAAAAAAAAGGGCAACUCGAGCCAACCCCGAACGGAACAUAAAUAAAUCAGCGGGGGCCAUCGGAAACAAUUUCUGCAAAGAUGGCGGGGAAUCAAAGCCGAUCAUUAGCGGCGGCCGGACAGGAGCCACCGCAAUACCUCAACUUAUCUUCGUGGCCAGUGGACGCUUCAUCAUACUACAACUACUUAUUGCACUAUUGCAACAACAACAGCACGCCAGCAGCUGCUGCCGCCGCCGCCGCUUGUUGUGAAUGGAAUAACUGCAGUGUGGCCGGUAAUAUUUUCCUGGAGGUGUCCGGCGCCGACGACGACAACAACAACAACAACAGCGGCAACGCCAGCGAUUAUUGGAUCAACUCGACAAACCCACAGCGACCCGAAGACAAUUUGAUAUUCACCAGCUUGACUUCGGCCAUCUUGGGAGUGCUCAUACUGGCCACAAUCGUCGGUAACGUGUUCGUGAUUGCGGCCAUCCUGCUAGAGAGGCAUCUACAUUCCGUGGCGAAUUACCUCAUAGUUUCGCUGGCAGUGGCCGAUCUGCUAGUCGCCUGUCUGGUCAUGCCCCUGGGAGCCGUCUACGAGAUCAGCCAGAGAUGGAUCCUAGGACCCGAACUGUGUGACAUGUGGACCUCUUCAGAUGUCCUCUGCUGCACGGCAUCCAUUCUUCACUUGGUGGCCAUAGCAACCGACAGAUACUGGGCCGUGACUAAUCUGGACUACAUCCACAAUCGCAAUGUCAGCCGCAUCGGGACGAUGAUUUUCCUCGUCUGGGCUGUUGCGCUGAUUGUGUCCGUUGCGCCGCUGUUCGGUUGGAAAGACGCCGAAUUCCUGGACCGAGUCAACAUCCAGCAGCGCUGCCUCAUCAGUCAAGACGUUUCCUAUCAAAUCUUUGCCACUUGCGCCACAUUCUACGUCCCUUUGGCCGUCAUUCUCAUCGUUUAUUGGAAGAUCUUCCAGACGGCCAGGCGAAGGAUACGCAAACGUCCCAAUCAGAACCAUCAGCAGGAGCAGCAGCUGGACCACCACGGCCACCUCAAUCACGACGCCAACGACAAUCGAAAAAUGAUGCGCCGCUGGUUCAAGUGCCCGGCAGCUGGCGCCUCAUCGUCGGCCGAAGAAUCGGAACACAUCAAAGAAGACGAGCCACCUGCUAGGACCAGCUCCGACGACGCCAUGGCCAUCGCCACCGCAGACGACGGUGGGCAGCACACACCCAAUCAGCAGACGACGGCCUUCACCAUCGAAAUUCCCGACGUCAACGCCGCAAUGCCCAUCACGCCGGAGAGCAACGCGGCCGUGGCGGCCGCCGCCAACCGGCAGUCGCCGCUCAACGGUUCGACCGUGGCUCUGAGCAGCAGUCCCGUCAUUAUCAAAACACCGUCGGCGGGUCCGGCGGCGACGGCCAGAACGACCGAGAAUGCAGUGCGGAAGAAAAGAGAGACGCUGGAAGCGAAACGUGAGCGCAAAGCGGCCAAGACGCUGGCCAUCAUCACGGGCGCCUUCGUUGUCUGUUGGCUGCCGUUUUUCGUCUGCGCCCUGCUGAUGCCUUUGAGACCCGACUGGGUCUUUGAUGAGACAAUGCUGUCCGUCUUCCUCUGGCUCGGCUAUUUCAAUUCAACGCUCAACCCCAUCAUCUACACCAUCUUCAGCCCGGAAUUCCGGCAAGCCUUCAAGCGGCUACUUUGCGGCAAGGCGGCCGUCAACGGAACUUCGGCGUAUCGACCACGGAAACUUCGUUGAAUACAAAACAAAUUUCACCACCAAAACACACCCCAUACCCAGAAAACAACACGAAAAAAAUAAAAUAAAAUCCCCAGUGUGCUGGAUGUACAAUUUGUGUGAGUGUGAAUGUUUGUUACUGUAUAAAUAUUGAUGUAGAGAAAAAAGAAUUUCCAACAUAAACAUUUACGCAUUUAGAUAGACGGGUUGCGCCAUAUUACGUGUUACAUAAUAAAUUCUAACAUCAAAUCUAUUCUAUUUAUCUAAUCGAAUAAAAAAAAAAAACCCAAAAAACAAUUGACCUUUUGUUGUUUUUCAGAAAUCCUUUUUGAUAUGUCAUCAUCAUUCAAUGGUUCCCUUGCAUCACUUAACCUUUGCUUCUCUUAUGAAAAAGUUAUGAACCCCUCAGCCCAGCGGCGGAGUGUUCGGCGAAACAUUUCCAGUAUGCAACGGUGAAUUUCUUUUAUUUAAGACAAUUCAUCUUUUAAUCCGAUUUAUAUCAUACAACCAAACAUGGAAAAGGGUUGAAAAAGUUUUAUAUAAAAAAGAAAAAUGAUUAAACCUCAAAUGCCAAGCAUAAAAAAUUUCAAAAAGGAAAAAAAAAAAUCAUAAAUAACCUCCUCCCCUUACUAUAUAUCACGGUCCACCUGUCACUAGCGGAACACCCACGACUCACGAAUUAUUACGACAAAAUUAUGUAUAUACGCAUAAAUCAAUUUGAAAAACUUUUGCAAAAAGUUUUUAUUCGACGCCGGGGCAAAUAGAACAAAAAAAGUUAAAUAAAAAAAGGGGGAAGAGAUUGUAGGGAAAGAGGAGCGCGGUGCGUGCGUGAUACACAUGUUGUUGUGCUGUUGUCACGGACGGUGAAUGUAUAACACGAUUUGUUGUGUGUAUGUUAAUGUUUGCGUGUUUGGAUUAUUGCUAUACCUUUUAUUUGUUCUGUUUUGAUCUCUUUCCAUUUUUUGGCGUGUUUCCGUUUCGGUGGCCAAAAUGUUGUAAAUAAAAAUUCGAAUUUAUGUCAUAACAAAUAAAUCCAAAUCCCAUCGCGGGGGCGACCGUCUGUUUCAAUGAAAUGGCGUUGCGAAACAAAACGAGAGAAAAAGAGAGAAAAAAAAAAUUCUAUUCGCGGUUCACUAAUCAAAUUGUUUCCAUGUUGUUUAUUUGUUU
Messenger RNA from Daphnia pulex (common water flea), 3426 nucleotides. RefSeq names its product 5-hydroxytryptamine receptor-like. NCBI's taxonomy places the organism in Eukaryota, Metazoa, Arthropoda, Branchiopoda, Diplostraca, Daphniidae. The transcript is spliced from 6 exons. Gene Ontology annotation, biological process: adenylate cyclase-activating adrenergic receptor signaling pathway. The coding region runs from base 622 to 2280 and encodes 552 amino acids. Gene Ontology annotation, molecular function: G protein-coupled receptor activity. Gene Ontology annotation, cellular component: membrane. The record is from RefSeq and is a predicted model, not a curated record.